AUGGAGAACCGGCCUGGGUCCUUCCAGUACGUCCCUGUGCAGCUGCAAGGGGGGGCGCCUUGGGGCUUCACCCUUAAGGGGGGUCUGGAACACUGUGAGCCGCUCACAGUGUCUAAGAUUGAAGAUGGAGGCAAGGCAGCCUUGUCCCAGAAGAUGAGGACUGGUGAUGAGCUGGUGAAUAUCAAUGGCACUCCACUGUAUGGCUCCCGCCAAGAGGCCCUCAUCCUCAUCAAAGGCUCCUUCCGGAUCCUCAAGCUGAUUGUCAGGAGGAGAAACACCCCUGUCAGUAGGCCGCACUCAUGGCAUGUGGCCAAGCUACUGGAGGGAUGCCCUGAAGUGGCCACCACCAUGCAUUUCCCUUCUGAAGCCUUCAGCUUGUCCUGGCAUUCCGGCUACAGCACAAGUGACGUGUGUGUGCAGUGGUGUCCACUGUCCCGACACUGCAGCACCGAGAAAAGCAGCUCCAUUGGCAGCAUGGAGAGCCUGGAGCAACCAGGUCAAGCUACCUGUGAGGGCCACCUCUUGCCCAUUGACCAGAACAUGUACCCCAGCCAGCGUGAUUCAGCUUACAGCUCCUUCUCAGCCAGCUCAAAUGCCUCUGACUGUGCCCUUUCCCUCAGGCCAGAGGAGCCAGCCCCGGCGGACUACAUUGCUCAAGGCCCAGGGCCAACUAAGGCCCCCAAUGGCCAGUCUAAUGUGUCUGAGACCUCAGGAGGUAGCCGAUGCACCAAUGGGGGCCACCUGACCACCAGCUCCCAGAUAUCAUCCCACCCACAGGAGGGCCACCACUCAGGGCCUGCCAAAGUGGCCAAGGGCCCACCACAACCUCCGGUAAGGCUGGACAGCCUUCAGUCCUCCAGAGCCCACCUCCUCAAUGGAGAGCAGCGCAGGGCAUCUGAACCUGUGGAGUCCUUGCAACAGAAGGAUAAACCGAGCUUAGAGACAGUGCUAUCCUCAAGGAACCCUAACAGGUUCUGCUGCCUCAGUGGACAAGACCAAGUGACAGGCGAGGGCCAUCAGAACUGUGAGCUCAGCCAGCCUCCCGAAUUCAGCCAGCAGGGCUCAGAGCAGCCACUGAUGGAGACCUCGGCCAAAGCUGUUGGAUCCCCAAAAUCCUGUGACAAAGCUUCCAGCAUGGAUUGCAACUCAUUCAACAAGGCUUCAGCAGAGCUAGCUAAGGCUUCUUCUUUUGGAAGCCCUGCACACCUCACGGGACCCACAGGGCAUCGCCAUAGUGCCCCUGAACAGCUGCUGGCAUCCCACCUGCAGCAAGUACACCUUGAUACUAGGGGCAGCAAAAGGAAGGAGCUCCCAGUGGGGCAGGAUGGGCACCAGUGGACUCUGUCCCCUUUGCAUAGCAGCCACAAAGGGAAGAAAAGUCCAUUUCCCCCUACAGGAGGAACCCAGGACCAGCCCAUCAAAGAAAGGAAGACCAGGCCAGUGGAUGAUAAACCUCUGGGUUCGGGACACAAGAGCCAAAGCAGUUGCCUACAUGGAGAGGCUGAUGGCCACCCUCCAGAAAGAGGCUUCCUGGACCCAAACAGAGUAAGCAGAGCAGGCAGUGAGUCGGCCAGCCAGCAGCCCUCUGCCUCUGGUUCCGUCAUUGAACAAAUCAGGGACUGUUCUUCAACCACUAAAGUAGCUGGCUGUAUAAAGGCAACUGAAGAAGGUGACAAUGAGCCCAAGGAGUAUGGCCAGAUGGGUGGUAGGCGUAGUGGAGGGACCCGGGGCCGCUCAAUCCAAAACCGCCGGAAGAGUGAGCGUUUUGCUACCAAUUUGCGUAAUGAAAUUCAGAGGAGGAAGGCCCAGCUUCAGAAAAGCAAGGGUCCCUUGCUACAGCUGUGUGACACGAAGGAGCCAGGGGAAGAGAUCCAGGAGCCCCCAGAAAGUCCUCCACUCUCUGCCCCUAACUCAUCUCUUCUAUCGUCAUAUAAAAAACCCCCUAGCCCCAGAAAUAAGUUCUUCAGCAAAAGUGUGAUCCUCAGGGCUAGGUCUUCAGAGUGCCUCAGCCAAGCUCCUGAGAGCAAUGAAUCUAGGACAGGCUUGAAUGGACAAAUAAGCCCUGGCCAGAGGCCUAGCCAUUCCUCUUCGAGCCUGAGCACCUGGUGGAAAACAUCUGAUCCAUCAUCCUCAGACUCUGAGAAAGCAAAUGCUCACCGUGGAGUCCGUGGAGGUCAUUGGAGAUGGUCUCCAGAGUAUAACCCACAGCCACAUGUGGUACUAGCCAUGGAAGACCCUUCCAGCCCAGGUGACAACCAGGAAUUGAAGUCUUCUAUUGCCCAAGCUGAGGAGGAAGCCAUUCUCUUGCCCUUUGCAGACAGAAGAAAGUUCUUUGAAGAGAGUAGCAAAUCUUUGUCUACAUCUCGUUUGCCAGGUUUAACCACUAAGAGCAACAAGACUUUUACCCAGAGACCAAAACCUAUAGACCAAAACUUUCAGCCAGUAAGCACCAGCUGUAAGGAAUUGAGGCGCCAUCCCAUGGAUCAAUCAUAUCAUUCCACAGACCAACCAUAUCAUGCCACAGACCAAUCAUAUCAUUCCAUGUCACCCCUUCAGUCAGAAACGCCCACAUACUCAGAAUGCUUUGCAAGCAAAGGUCUAGAAAAUUCCAUGUGUUGUAAGCCACUGCACUGUGGUGAUUUUGAUUACCACAGGACCUGCUCUUACUCCUGCAGUGUCCAGGGAGCUGUAGUCCAUGACCCUUGCAUUUAUUGUUCUGGGGAAAUCUGCCCUGCCUUGCUAAAGAGAAAUAUGAUGCCAAACUGCUACAACUGCCGGUGCCACCACCACCAGUGUAUCCGGUGUUCAGCUUGCUAUCAUAAUCCUCAGCACAGUACCCUUGAGGACAGCAGCUUGGCCACUGGCAACCAUUGGAAACCCAGGAAGCCAAUAGUGCAGGAAUUUCCUGAGGACAAAUGGAAACCAAUAACAGGAAACAGGAAGACCAGCCAGUCAGGGAGGGAAAUGGCUCAUUCCAAGGAUAGCUUUUCAUGGGCAACCCCCUUCCAUCCUUGCCUUGAGAACCCAGCGCUGGAUUUGUCAAACUACCGAGCAAUUUCUUCUCUUGACCUUCUUGGAGACUUCAAACACGCCUUGAAAAACAAUGAGGAAACUUCAGUUUAUGAGGAGGGGAGCUCCUUUGCCUCCAUGCCCCAUCCAUUGCGCAGCCGUGCCUUUUCUGAGAGUCACAUCAGCUUGGAGUCCCAGAGCACCCAGGCCUGGGGACAGCAUCGGAGAGAGCUCUUUACCAAAGGUGAUGAAACCCAGCCAGAUCCUCUGGGAGCCAAGAAGAAGGCCUUUCCUCCUCCUCGCCCUCCUCCUCCCAACUGGGAGAAGUACAGGCUCUUCCGUGCACAGCAACAGCAACAGCAGCAGCAGCAACAGCAGCAGCAGCAGGAGGAGGAGGAGGAGGAAGGAGAGGAUGGAGAGGAAGAGGAAGAGGAGGAGGAGGAGGAGGGAGAGGAGGAGGAAGAGGAGCUGCCUCCUCAGUAUUUUAGUUCAGAAACCAGUGGUUCCUGUGCCCUCAAUCCUGAGGAGGUCCUGGAGAAGCCGCAACCCCUGAGCCUUGACCACCUGGAGGCCUCAAGGCCAGAUUCACAAAGCCUCCUGGCAGAGCAAGAGUCCUUUGCUCUCCAUGCCAGUGAUUUCCUACCUCCAGUAAGGGACCACUUGGGAUCUCAUACUGAGCAGGCUCAGCCCCCUUGCUAUUAUGGCAUCAGAGGGCUUUGGAGGACAUCAGAGCAGAAGGCCACUGAUUCCCCCAAACAAGAGUUUCAGCACUUCUCGCCUCUUCCAGGGGCCCCGGGAAUCCCUAACUCUUACUCAGCUUAUUACAGUAUUUCUGUGGCCAAAGCAGAGCUGUUGAACAAAUUGAAAGACCAACCUGAGAUGGCAGAGAUUGGCCUGGGAGAGGAGGAAGUUGACAACGAACUGGCUCAAAAAAAGAUACAGCUUAUUGAGAGCAUUGGCAGAAAACUUUCUGUCCUGCGGGAAGCCCAACGAGGGCUGCUGGAGGACAUCAAUGCCAAUUCUGCCCUUGGGGAGGAAGUGGAGGCCAAUUUAAAAUCUGUCUGCAAAUCCAAUGAGUUUGAAAAAUAUCGCUUGUUUAUUGGGGACCUGGACAAAGUGGUCAACCUGUUGCUGUCACUCUCUGGACGACUGGCCCGGGUGGAGAAUGCUCUCAACAGCGUCGACUCAGAGGCCAACCAGGAGAAGCUGGUGCUGAUAGAGAAGAAGCAGCAGCUCACGGGGCAGUUGGCAGAUGCCAAGGAGCUGAAGGAGCAUGUGGACGGCCGGGAGAAGUUGGUGUUUGGCAUGGUCUCCCGCUACCUGCCUCAGGACCAGCUCCAAGAUUACCAGCACUUUGUCAAGAUGAAGUCUGCUCUCAUCAUUGAACAGCGAGAGUUGGAGGAGAAGAUCAAGCUCGGGGAAGAGCAGCUUAAAUGUCUCAGGGAGAGCCUACUCCUGGGGCCCAGCAAUUUCUAA
This is a messenger RNA of Galeopterus variegatus (Sunda flying lemur), 4485 nucleotides long. It is a transcript of the gene SHROOM4, whose product is annotated as shroom family member 4. NCBI's taxonomy places the organism in Eukaryota, Metazoa, Chordata, Mammalia, Dermoptera, Cynocephalidae. Gene Ontology annotation, cellular component: apical plasma membrane; adherens junction; cortical actin cytoskeleton. The coding region runs from base 1 to 4485 and encodes 1494 amino acids. The transcript has 10 exons. Gene Ontology annotation, biological process: actin filament organization. The record is from RefSeq and is a predicted model, not a curated record. Gene Ontology annotation, molecular function: actin filament binding.